AUGAGCCUAACAACAGAAGCGAACGACGGUUACAAACGAGAUGCCAAGUUGCUUCAAGACUUACUCGAUACCGAACAUGCGUUAGAAUCUCCGAUCGAUUUAGACAUUGGCCGUAUGAGAAUUAUCGAGUUAGAUCCUUUGAAGUGGAUUGGUAUCGAUAUAGUACCGAGAAAAUUGAAACUUACUAACACAGGAUUAACGGUAAUUUUGAGCGCGAAAUGGCCACAGGGACGUCCUUAUCUUUCUGGAGGACCGUACGAAGGAAACUAUACGUUCGCGCAAGUUCACUUUCAUUGGGGAGAGAAUGAAAUGAGAGGCAGUGAACACACCGUCGAUGGUGCAAGGUUUGAAAUCUAUUUUAAAUCGUCCCACUUAAAACGUAUCGCGUAUUUUCUUUGGUUUAUCGUAAAAGUUUCUAAAUUUAGAAUUCGAUUAAAUUUCAUUGAAAGUAUGGCUAUGGAACUGCAUGUUGUGUGUUUCAAGGAAGAAUACGAAACAUUAGAAUUGGCACUUCGACGACCUAGUGGCGUUACUGUUUUGGUAUAUUUCUGUAAGGUGACGAAUUCACAGAUAUUUACAUUGAACGAAACACAUAAGUUGUAUCAUUUUAUGAUGUCUAAAAAUUCAUAGGUAAUAACACCACGAUUCUACUUAGUUAC
Molecule: messenger RNA, 659 nt
Organism: Bombus impatiens (common eastern bumble bee)
Lineage: Eukaryota; Metazoa; Arthropoda; Insecta; Hymenoptera; Apidae
Product: carbonic anhydrase 2-like
Exons: 3
Coding region: 1-630 (209 amino acids)
Source: RefSeq, a predicted model, not a curated record